This is a messenger RNA of Lentinula edodes (shiitake mushroom), 2124 nucleotides long. RefSeq lists its product as uncharacterized. The record is from RefSeq and is a predicted model, not a curated record. The coding region runs from base 229 to 2067 and encodes 612 amino acids. The transcript has 7 exons. Lineage: Eukaryota; Fungi; Basidiomycota; Agaricomycetes; Agaricales; Omphalotaceae.
GCACUAUUUACUGUAAUUCAAGACUAAGAACUUUUCAGAGUCGGGGAUUGCCGUGCUUGCGCGGCACUAAAGAUCAAUUGCGGAACCAGAGGCGGGUCGGAAAUCGCUGAACUGAUGGCCGACUUGCUGCCGGCAGCGGCAGACCUGCCUGCUCCAAAAGUGACUCAUCGCCAACUCCUUAUCUUAUCCUAUAACAAGCAGUCAGACCAUUGACUCAUCCCUACCUAAAUGCCUUUCCGACGAACCUCCCCAAUGUCCAACGACAACCGACUCCCCGUCUCCGACGACAUCAUCGACCGAAUCCUAUUAUUCUCUCCAACAUUCACCUCUCUCCAAGCCACCAUCCUGACCUGCAAAUCCUUCUACCACGUAUUCCAGACACACCCAAAGUCCAUCGUGCGGGCUGUGGCGUCGAACAUCACUGGUCCGGCGCUGCCACAGGCGUUGGAGUGUAUUCGGCAUCCUGAUAUCGCGAAGUGCUCGUAUAGGUUUAGACCUCCCACUCACUGGGGAGAGUCGGACGAGGAAGAUGAAGAUGAAGAGGAUGGUGGUGGUGGUGGUGGUGGUUCGGAACAUUCCUCGGAUGAUGAUGAUGAUGACGACGACGACGAUAGCGCGCGCGCGAAGAGGCUUGAGAGUGUGGUGCAAGAAGCAAAUGAACAAAGGUCUAGAUCUGAAGAGAACAAUACACGCCCAGUGGGGGAUGAUACAGGAGAUAUUCAAUCAGCUCCCAUCACGAUUGAAGAAACCUACAAGAUCCUAGCGAAUGCCAAAGUCGUAGCACGCUUGGAAGAUCUAUUCAGCUUCAGAUACAUCAACCGCUCCUUCUCCACCAGCCAACUCUCCGCAACAGAAUCGCGAGACUUCCGCGUAGCCGUGUAUCAUUUCAUGCUCUACAGUUCCAUAUUCCACCCUGGGACAUGGAACCUCAGUUCCGACUCGGAAGACAACGACGACGACGACAACUACAACGCCAAUCGCAAUACCGCGAAGGCUGUAAAAAACCGAGAGAUGUUAGAGAAACGAAAACAAUUCCUCUCGAGGUUCUCUACCCCCGAUCUGCUCCAAAUGCAUAGUGUGGCGGAAUUUCUUAAAGAGAUCCUAUCUUGGUGUGUACGCGCAAGUGGUUAUCCCCCUGAAAUCUGCGACAUCGCACUCGCCGCCGGCCCCGCCCGCAUCAUCCAAUGCUACAACAACCAAAACGAGGGACUCGCCCCAUUAGAAGACAUCCUCGAUUUCUUCGAAGAGGAACUAGAAUUCCACCCCAUGGUCGCUGGGUAUCUUUCCCUUCCCCUCGAAAAGAACCUCGAAACGCGGGGUAUCAAACCCCCACCGUCGGAUUUCACGCAUUGGUAUUCGAUCUCGGGUCGUGCGGAGGAGAGUAAUUCACAAUGUACUCGAUGUCACCGUUCAUUCGACUUUGAGCUCUUCACCAGAAGCACCUUCACCGAACUCGCCACCUCCUCCUCCACCACCUCCUCCUCCACCACCACCACCACCUCUCCCUUCCCCCGCCUCCUCGAUACAACCCCCAACUCUCCCUACAAACCCCAAACCAUCCCUACAUUCCUCAAAAACGCCCUCCGGCACAACACCCCCGAAUCACAGUGCCUCCGCGCAGAAGGCACAAAACACGGUCGGGGGCUGCUGUUGCGGAUUUGGGAUGAUCUGUGGACGUGGGGUUUGGUUAGACAGGAAACACCGUCCGUGGGACAGUAUGAUGGGGUAGGCACGGUGACGGCAGCGGCGAUGGCGACGAUAGCGGGGGCGAUGGGGACCGCGACGACGAUGGGGAUGGCGGGGGCGACGAUGGCGGGGGCGGGGGUGUUGCCGGAUUGGAGAGAAGAUGAUUGUUUGUGUCAGAGUUGUUUCAAGAGUUUUCUGAUAGAGAAUCUAUGGGUGUGGUUACGACAAGUAAAGGCUAAUUCUGCUCCACUAGCUGAAAACUGUUGGUACGGGUACAACUGUCGCACACAAACACAUAAUCUCGCACAUGCGCAAAAGUUGAACGUACGUCGUUGGGUAAACAUAUAUCCUUGUUGGGACCGGUUGCUGAUUCAUGAUUGAUAACUUUUUUUUCGUGCAUUUUGUCUUUUGCCAUUUGGUCGUGGUUCUGGUUUUGAC